CAGAUUAGCGGUUUAGGGAAUUUGAAUGGUGCUAGAAUAAAUACAAGAAAGUUACCAAUUCUUUUGUUUUACAUCAAGAUGGCAGAAGUAGAUCCAGACACUCUAUUAGAAUGGCUGAGUAUGGGCCAAGGAGACGAAAGAGACAUGCAGUUAAUAGCAUUGGAACAGUUGUGCAUGUUGCUACUUAUGUCCGAUAAUGUUGAUCGCUGUUUCGAAUGCUGUCCACCACGCACGUUCCUACCUGCUCUCUGUCGUAUCUUCUUGGAUGAGCUUGCACCUGAUAGUGUCUUAGAAGUGACAGCCAGAGCAAUAACAUAUUACUUAGAUGUAUCAGCAGAAUGCACAAGACGGGUUGUGGCCAUGGAAGGUGCUGUUAAAGCCAUUUGUGGUCGACUGUCAGGCGCAGGUUUAGGGUCUAGAGCUAGCAGAGAUUUAGCAGAACAAUGUAUCAAGGUACUUGAGCUUGUUUGCGCAAGAGAAGCAGGUGCUGUAUUUGAAGCAGGUGGCCUCCCAUGUGCUUUGUGUUUUAUUCGGGAACAUGGAGCCCGUGUACAUCGUGAUACUCUACAUUCGGCCAUGGCUGUGGUUUCGCGAUUAUGUGGCAAAGUCGAACCUCAGGAUAAAGCAUUACCAGAUUGCGUUGAAGCCUUGUCAACUUUACUCAGACACGAAGAUGCUCAUGUAGCGGAUGGUGCUCUUCGAUGCUUUGCUUCUUUAGCUGACAGAUUCUCCAGGAGGGGAAUAGAUCCAGCUCCGCUGGCCUCUAAUGGACUUGUCUCUGAACUCCUAUACAGGUUGUCAAAUGCCGCAGGACCUGGUAACUCUGUAGCAGCCAGUUCUGGAAACCCUAAAACUCCUCCGCCGUCGAGUGCUUCGACGACACCGGCACCCGAGCCAAAGUCUUGCGCCUCUGUAUCAACCAUCAUAAGCCUUCUCUCAACAUUAUGUCGAGGCUCUCCAUCCAUAACACAUGACCUUCUACGUUCAGAAUUGCCAGACGCGAUCGAGAAGGCUCUCAAGGGCGAUGAGAGGUGCUGCUUGGACUCGAUGAGGCUGGUGGAUUUACUUUUGGUUUUACUAUUCGAAGGAAGAUCUGCUCUUGGUCGUAGCGUUGCAGGAGGUCCGUCCGGUGGUCCUCUGUUACCAAGACUCAGACGGUUAGACAGCGCUGGCGAGAAGUCCCAUAGACAACUUAUUGAUUGUAUCCGCUCAAAAGAUACCGAUGCGCUGAUCGAAGCUAUUGAUUCUGGUGGGAUCGAAGUCAAUUUUAUGGACGACGUUGGUCAGACACUGCUUAACUGGGCCUCCGCUUUUGGCACCCAGGAGAUGGUCGAGUUUUUAUGUGAUCGAGGGGCUGACGUCAACAAAGGUCAACGAUCAUCGAGUCUUCAUUAUGCCGCGUGUUUCGGUAGACCAGCUAUUGCCAAAGUAUUAUUAAGACAUGGAGCCAAUCCUGACCUGAGAGACGAGGACGGAAAGACUCCUCUGGAUAAAGCUAGGGAACGCGUUGAUGAGGGUCAUAGAGAAGUAGCAGCUAUCCUUCAAUCUCCCGGAGAAUGGAUGUUACCAUCUAAUCAAGAACACAGGAAACCAGAAACCGAAGUGGAAGAAUUCACCGAACCGAAGGGUGAUCCUGAAAUGGCUCCUGUUUAUCUCAAAAGACUACUACCCGUUUUCUGUGCUACAUUUCAAUCCACCAUGCUACCGAGUGUAAGAAAAGCCAGUUUAAGUUUGAUCAGGAAGAUGGUCCAUUACAUUCAGCCAGAACUACUCGUCGAAGCUUGUAGUGCAGACGGAACCGCUGGCUGUGGAGCAACCCUCGUGGAAGUCAUCGCUAAUGUAUUAGACAAUGAGGACGUUGACAGAGAGGCACCACCACCACCUCCGCCUCUCAAGUCGAUCGUUGGCCCCAAAUUGCCCCGUCUUUCGUCGCGCAAGCCUUCCGGUUCCCAGAACUACAUUCUCAAUAAGUCGGAGGACGAGGACGGCCACUUGGUAGUACUACAAAUGAUUCAGGAUCUUAUGGUGAAAGGGAAGGAAGAGUUUCUGGAGCACUUUGCUCGUCUUGGUGUCUUCUCUAAGGUGGCUGCAUUAGCAGGACCUCAAGAGGCAGCUCCGGAACCAGAGUCCGAACCAAAUCAAUCUGGCGAAGAACAGAGACUGGAGGACGCCCGUGAAUUACUUGUGGGCCGUGCCUAUCACUGGCGUGAUUGGUGCAUCUGUCGAGGACGCGACUGUUUGUACGUUUGGUCUGACGCCGCUGCUUUAGAAUUGUCAAAUGGAAGUAAUGGCUGGUUUAGGUUUAUCCUUGAUGGCAAACUGGCAACAAUGUAUUCCAGUGGAAGUCCUGAGGGUGGAACCGACACGAGUGGAAAGGGGAGGAACACAGAGUCGCUCACUACGGAAGAAAAUCGUGGUGAAUUUUUGGAAAAAUUACAAAGAGCUCGGGGCCAGGUGAAACCGAAUUCUGUGAGCCAACCAAUAUUAUCAAGACCAGGAACCACGCGGCUCGUUGUCGGUAAUUGGGCACUUUCCAGUCGCAAAGAAGGCGAACUUUCUAUUCAUAACAGUGAUGGUCAACAACAGGCCACCAUCCUAAGGGAAGACUUGCCAGGAUUUAUUUUUGAAUCUAAUCGGGGUACCAAACACUCCUUUACUGCAGAAACGAGUCUAGGUCCGGAAUUCGCUGCCGGUUGGGCAGGUAAACGCGGCAAGAGACUGCGAUCGAAAAUGGAAGCUAUUAAGCAGAAAGUUAAGACUCAGGCGCAGGAAAUCUACGAGAGAUACUUCAAGGCCGCCCAAGCGCAACCUCGCGGUGUUGUUGCCAAACUGGGGGCCAUCGUCAGCCAGAUAGAAAAGGCAUGUCAAAAGCAACAGUCCGGUAACCGGGAAUGGCGAAAUGUUCUGCAAAAUGCACUGGAAGAGCUUAAGAUCUUAUUGAACGAGGAAGGAAGAGUCUCAGCCUAUGAAUUGCAUUCAAGCGGUCUUGUCCAGGCGUUAUUGGCAUUACUCGCUGCACCUCCUGGACCUCAGCCGCCAUCCUUGAGAGCGACAAAACUUCGUUUGCAACGGAUUGCCCUCUUUAAAAAUUCCUUUCAAAUGAAUGAUACCAAGGAACAAAAUUCAGCCAAGAUAUUGGUCAAUAAGUUGGUCUCUGUACUAGAAUCUAUAGAGAAACUACCAGUUUAUUUGUACGACACACCUGGAUCCGGUUAUGGCUUACAAAUCCUAACCAGAAGACUAAGGUUUCGUUUGGAAAAGGCAGCCGGUGAGAGUGCUCUAAUCGAUAGAUCCGGUCGGAGCCUCAAAAUGGAGCCUCUCAGUACAAUACAACAGCUGGAAAAUCAUUUAUUAAAGAUGGUAGCAAAACAAUGGCACGAUCACGAUAGAUCCACAUUUACUUUUGCUAAGAAAUUGAAGGAAGGCAACAAAUUAACAUUUAAAUAUCAGCAUGAUUUUGAUGAGAACGGAAUAAUCUAUUGGAUUGGUACAAAUGCGAAAACGAGCACUGAGUGGGUUAAUCCUGGACAAUAUGGUUUGGUUGUCGUUACAUCGAGCGAGGGAAGGAAUUUACCAUACGGUCAUUUAGAAGAUAUUCUUAGUCGAGAUCCGUCAGCCCUCAAUUGCCAUACUAACGAUGACAAAAGAGCAUGGUUCUCUAUAGAUUUAGGAGUUUGGCUGAUUCCAAGUGCAUACACACUGCGACAUGCUAGAGGAUACGGAAGAAGUGCCCUCAGAAAUUGGAUGUUUCAGGCCUCGAAGGAUGGUGUCAAUUGGACGACCUUGUAUGCACACGUAGACGACGGUUCAUUAAAUGAGCCAGGUAGCACGGCGACGUGGACCCUGGAGCCUCCCAGCGAUGAAGUUCAAGGCUGGCGUCACUUGCGUCUUCAGCAAACUGGAAAAAAUGCCUCCGGGCAAACUCACUAUCUCUCAGUUUCUGGUUUUGAAGUGUACGGUGAAGUGACAGGAGUGUGCGAAGAUCUGGGACGUGCUGCCAGGGAAGCUGAAGCUGGAGUAAGAAGACAGAGAAGACUGAUUAGGACUCAAGUGCUUCGACACUUAGUCGCGGGUGCAAGAGUUGCCAGAGGACUUGACUGGAAGUGGAGAGAUCAGGAUGGUGUUCCUCCUGGCGAAGGCACUGUUACCGGGGAGUUACACAAUGGUUGGAUAGAUGUGACCUGGGAUCAUGGUGGAUCGAAUUCGUAUAGAAUGGGCGCCGAAGGCAAAUACGACUUGAGGCUAAUCGGCACGACAGGAACUCUUGAGAAUGAAAGUGCAUCCAAGAACAAGAAUAGCACGGGUGUUCUUACGGGUAGGAAGUCAAGUAGUACUCCAAGCUUACCAGACUGCACGGAUACGGGUAUGCGAACUUCAGUAGCUUCUACUGAUCAGGCAGCAAGUGCGGACAACCUAGCAGCCAAGCAAGCUGCGGAAUCGAUAGCGGAGAGUGUUCUUUCGGUGGCACGUGCUGAAGCAGUAGUCGCAGUAACUGGGGAGGGUGCAGCCAGCGCUGCCGGAGAGCUUUCAGUCGUUUUACAUCCACGACCUGAUACCGCCGUGACUAGUGAUUUAGCGACCAUCGUUGAGAGCCUUGCUCUGAAUACAGAUUGUCCUGCCAAUAGCAAUAGCAACCGCGCAUCAAGCAGCUCGAAACAACUUUUUGCUACCGUUCGCGGAAACAAGCCUGCAGGUGGUCUUUUGAGUUUGGAGGCUGCAGAAGUUUUGGACCGUGUGCGAGAGGGUGCCGACAGAUUGCGUAAUAACACUAACAGUUUCUUGAGCGGGGAAUUAGUGGGUUUGGUUCCUGUUAGGAUCAGCGUUUCCGGUGAAACCGACGAAAGUUCCCUCAGGAUCAGGCCAGUACCGAGACACACUGGAAUCGCAGAUGGCACGAAAGAGUGUAGUCGGGACAAAGAAGCUAGCUCAUCCUCGCAGAGCGCUACAGGAGGCUGUCCCGUUGUGGUUACCAAUCCUAUGUCCGUGUCUGUGCCCAAUCUCGCUUGUACCGAUGCUAACAAUACCCUGGAACCGGCAGCCGCUACUGGCUUACUGGAAACUUUUGCUGCGAUGGCUAGAAGACGAACGUUAGGUCCGGCCGGUGGCCAACACAUAGCACCCAAUGCCAAUUCGAGCUCGAAUCCUCGUGGACCUAACUCUGUCUCGAGUCUAGUCAGGUUGGCUCUCGGCUCUAACUUCCCUGGUGGAUUACUCAGCACUGCACAGAGUUAUCCCAGCUUAACUAGUAGCGGCCAAGUCGCCGGCAGUGGAGUCACUACGACUACUGGUCCAGGACUUGGACAAGCACUUACCAUGUCUCUUACGAGCACAAGCAGCGACAGCGAACAGUUAUGGCUGCAGGUUAGUCUCGAGGACUUCUUGGAGUCCUGUGGUGGCGUUCCUGGAUCUAGUGUCGGCGGCGGUCGAGGUACUGGCGGUCCCACUCUUCUCACUGAGCUGGAAGACGACGAAGAUAGCGUUCUAGCCGAAGAGGACGAUGACAACGAGGAGAACGACCAGGAUGAUGACGAUGAAGAGAACGAGGAAGAAGGAGAGUACGAGGAAGUGAUGGUAAGUCGCAAUUUACUGGCAGCAUUCAUGGAAGAAGAAGUACCUCCGAGCAGCAAGAGACGAGCAUGGGAUGACGAGUUUGUAUUGAAACGUCAAUUUUCGGCAUUGAUACCUGCCUUCGAUCCGCGCCCGGGAAGAACAAAUAUAAAUCAGACAACCGAUCUGGAAGUUCCACCGCCUGGUAAUGAACCGCAAUCGAGUAUUCGCGUUGGGUCUUUGCCGACACCUAGACUCUCCCUCACUUUGAAAGGUCCAGGACUUCCCGGAGUCCCGGAUGUUGAGCUACCUCUGCUGGAUCCUCAUUCCAGCAUUUUCCAAGCAGUACAGGAGUUAAUGCAAAUGACCGAAUUAGGAAACAGGCAGGAGAAACUUAGGAGGAUAUGGGAACCUACGUACACGAUAAUCUACAAGGAGGCACGAGAGGACGAAUCUUCGGGUCGAGCUACACCUAUUGUCACCCUCUACUCCCGAAACCCGAGUCAGAAUACAAAUGCAUGCACCGUGGAAGAUGUUUUACAAUUAUUGCGGCAUGUUUUCGUAUUGAGUACAACACGUGAUGAGCGAAAAGUCAACAUGUCCGAAAACGAGGCGGAAGUCGACACUUCCGGCUGGGUACACCCAGACGAUUUCACUUCAAAGAAAAUUACGAACAAGGUAGUGCAGCAAAUUCAAGAUCCAUUGGCGUUAGCUGCAGGAGCACUGCCUAGCUGGUGCGAGGAGCUUGCCAGGAGUUGCCCGUUCUUGUUGCCCUUCGAGACUAGACGACUCUACUUCAGCUGCACAGCCUUCGGAGCAUCUCGCUCGAUUGUCUGGCUACAAACUCAAAGAGAUGCUGUUCUCGAAAGGCAGAGGGCUCCGGGUUUAAGUCCACGGCGUGAUGACAGCCACGAGUUCAGAGUAGGAAGACUGAAACACGAAAGGGUCAGCGUACCCAGGGGAGAGAAACUAUUGGACUGGGCCGAGCAAGUACUAAAGGUACAUGCCAGCCGCAAGAGCAUACUUGAAGUAGAAUUCGUCGGCGAGGAAGGAACCGGCCUAGGGCCUACUCUCGAGUUCUUCGCUCUAGUCGCCGCCGAGUUGCAGCGCAAGGACCUAGGUCUUUGGUUGUGCGACGAUGACGAUGAUGAAUCUUGCGACGAGGAACAGAUGUUUCAGCAUCAUCAGCAGGGCACUUCUCCGUCCGAGGAACAAGUUCGCCCAGCAGGCUACUACGUUACUCGGCCGAGUGGAUUGUUCCCUGCACCUCUGCCGCAGGACUCUUCGGCAUGUGCUCGCUCCGCCAGAUACUUCUGGUUCCUGGGCGUUUUCUUGGCGAAGGUUCUCCAGGACAAUAGACUCGUCGAUUUACCGCUAUCACGACCGUUCCUCAAACUCAUGUGUCGCGGCGACAUUACAAAUAACGUUAACGAGAGAAUUGGAUUAACCGGAGUCACGCAGGACAGCAUGUCCUCGAGUAUGGCCAGCAGUUUCAUAUCCGAGGAAGGAGAACCCGAAGCUCCCUAUGCCUCUCUUGAACCUAUUCCUUGGUACAACGGUAUCCUCGAUAUCGAUGAUCUCGCGCUGGUCGAUCCCGUCAGGGGUGAGUUCCUUAAGGAGAUGCAAAAUAUAUCAUCUAAGCGCGACAGGACCCUCUCCGAUGGGAUUUCCUCGGCUGAUGAAAUGCAGGAUACACUUCGUAUAACCCAUCCGUCCGGCACUUCGGUUGCCAUCGAAGACUUGGCUCUGACGAUGACGUACUCGCCCAGCUCGAAAGUUUUCGAACACGAUCAUGCAGAGUUGCGGGACGGUGGUGCCGAAAUUCCCGUCACCCUAGAAAACGCCAGGGAGUACGCUGAAUCGACGAUAAACUAUUGUCUCGAUCGUGGGAUCGGCAGGCAGCUCGAGGCCUUCAAAGCGGGCUUCUCCAAAGUUUUCCCUAUGGAGAAGCUGCAUGCGUUCAGCCCCGAAGAAGUCAGGGCAAUGCUUUGCGGUGAACAAAACCCCCAAUGGACCAGAGAGGACUUGCUCAAUUACACAGAACCGAAACUCGGCUACACGAAGGAAAGCCCCGGAUUCCAGAGGUUCGUCAAUGUACUAUUAUCACUGACGGGUCCAGAAAGGAAGGCCUUCCUCCAAUUCGCAACCGGAUGUUCCGCUCUUCCUCCGGGUGGCCUCUGUAAUCUUCACCCCAGGCUCACCGUAGUGCGGAAGGUCGACGCCGGCUCGGGUGGCUACCCUUCCGUAAAUACGUGCGUGCACUACUUGAAAUUGCCGGAAUAUCCUACCGAAGAGAUUCUCAAAGAGAGGCUUCUUGCCGCCACCCGAGAGAGGGGUUUCCAUUUGAAUUAGACGCGUUUAACCUAGAAGCAUAUGGACAUAUUUGAAUUAACGAUAAUCAAUGAAAAUUGGCUCGUCCAGAACGUUUACUCGAACCAUGCUUUGCGGAUCGAAUCACGCGAUAAAACGGUAGAGCUCGAUACGUGACCUUCGUUCUUGCUAUUUUUAAAAGAGUUCACGCGGAGGAAUAAUUUGUCAAAGGAAUGCGACGCGCUUACGGCGUCCCAAAAACCUGGCACGGAAGUUCUCGUCCUGUCUUUUAUUGUUUCAUCUCAUUUGAUCUCAUUCAGUUUAAUUCAAUCCUGAUGUCUAUCUUGCAAUCAUAUCCGUAAUAUCGUCUCAUCUCAUCUAUGUCACUUUCCAUCGUGUUUACGUUCCCGUUAGCACUGUCGCUCGGUCAAAGUCAAAUCUGCUACUGCUAUUACAUAUUACCAAUAUAUUACUACUGUUACUGCUAUUGUUCCUGUUGAUGCUGCUGCUUCGUGAGGAUAUCGUCUAGGGAGGGUACCCGGUUAUUAGUGGUCAAAGCAAAAGCUGAAGAAGGAGGAAGAUGAGCUAACGUGACUAAGACUCUUUGAGUUUCAAAGUGAAGUGAGAAAAUUCCGUUCCAGGUUCACAAGAAUAAUACAAUAUGAGAUAAAAUUGUCUAUACAGUAUCGCGCAAAAUUCUUCCUCAGAAGCUGCAAAUUUCGCGAGUAGAUUUCCUAUUGUUACGAAGUCGAAGCUCUCGAAACUCCUCGUCCAAUUAUGUGACACUAUUGUAUUUGUGAAAUAUCGUGUAGAAGAUAGUCUAUGGUAAAAGAAUAGCCGCACUCGGUGAAUAAUUAUAUUUUCAAUACAUGGGUACCUCCAUCCUGAACAGCUCUUAAGUCGCUACUUGUUUCGGAUGAAAGAUGAAGAAUGACGCGAAUAAAAAAUUGUUCGUCGAAUGUACACACGUCAAGUUUUUAUUGACCAAAAUGAUUAUGAAAAUUCACAAUACUUAGCAGUAGCGCGAUCAGAUCGUCCUAACGUCUUGACUGUCGUCUGCCUACUAACUGAUGUGCUUUGGAAGUGAUCGCGUUUCUAGACUUACCCUCUACCGAAUCUCCCCUAAAACUUACAACCUCAACAGCGACUUCGUUGUCCAAUCGAACCCCGAGGACACGACCUUGACUUGCCUCGAAGAAUACGUAAUCUCAGUUCGAUCAAACGAUGUUCCCCUUCACUCCCUAUCCCCCACAGUCCUCUAAUAGACUAGAUGAAUUCGUAUAAAGUUAACGUAAGUGUGAGAGAAGACUAACAAUAUCAAGAUGAAGAAUAGUUACUAUUACUGUAUUAUAUAAAUUAUUAUUGAUUCUUGGGAAGAAUGAUAAUAAAAAAAAAACGAAGAAACGAA
Molecule: messenger RNA, 9265 nt
Organism: Cephus cinctus (wheat stem sawfly)
Lineage: Eukaryota; Metazoa; Arthropoda; Insecta; Hymenoptera; Cephidae
Gene: Ufd4
Product: E3 ubiquitin-protein ligase HECTD1
Exons: 22
Coding region: 79-7899 (2606 amino acids)
Biological process (GO): protein K63-linked ubiquitination; proteasome-mediated ubiquitin-dependent protein catabolic process; anatomical structure development
Cellular component (GO): nuclear speck
Molecular function (GO): ubiquitin protein ligase activity; protein binding; metal ion binding
Source: RefSeq, a predicted model, not a curated record